Molecule: messenger RNA, 2292 nt
Organism: Eriocheir sinensis (Chinese mitten crab)
Lineage: Eukaryota; Metazoa; Arthropoda; Malacostraca; Decapoda; Varunidae
Gene: yps
Product: Y-box factor homolog
Exons: 6
Coding region: 97-1155 (352 amino acids)
Biological process (GO): regulation of gene expression
Cellular component (GO): nucleus
Molecular function (GO): nucleic acid binding
Source: RefSeq, a predicted model, not a curated record
GGGCGCGGCGAGGGGAGGAAGAUCAAGAGCCGAGUGAAGGCAACACCAGGGAAGGGGCGCCACCCGCAUCACCACCCAGACACCAGCCACACCACCAUGGCGGACCCGGAGACACAACCACAGCCUGAAGAACAACCCAAGGCACCUGUUAAAGAAAAAGAAGUCCUAGCCACCAAGGUAACCGGUACUGUGAAAUGGUUCAACGUGAAGAGUGGCUAUGGCUUCAUCAACAGGCAUGACACCAAGGAGGAUGUGUUUGUUCACCAGUCUGCCAUAACAAAAAACAACCCACGGAAGUACGUGCGGUCAGUAGGCGACGGCGAAGAAGUGGAGUUUGACGUAGUGGUCGGCGAGAAGGGAAAUGAAGCUGCCAACGUCACUGGCCCCGGUGGGGAAGCAGUCAAGGGGUCGCCUUAUGCUCAUGACAGUGAUGUUCCCAUGCAGGGGUCCCCCUAUGCGGCUGAUCGUCGCAGGGGCUACCGCCGUCGCUACUACCGCCGAGCAGCCCCAGGCGAGGAGGGGGAGAUGGUUGAGGAAGGAGGAGACUAUGUACCAACCAUGAGGGGCAGGGGCCGCGGUGGUUACAGGGGCCGCAGCCCUCGCCGCUUCUACCGCGGUCGCUUCUUUGGCCGUGGGCGCGGCCGUGGGGCAGGGCGAGGCCCAUUCUAUCCAGGGUUCAAUGACUAUGAGGGAGGAGAAAUAGCUGAGGUAGCUGAAGGCAUGUCUAUCAGAGGACGCGGAAGAGGCCGGGGAGGACGUGGGAGGGGCCGGGGCGGUCGUGGCCCUCGAGGCUACUUCCGCCGAUAUUAUGGAGGCGGCGCUGCCCGCCCCCAGUACGACCAGAUGGUUACUCCAGAUGAUGCUCCGCGGCGUAGAUUCCGCAGGGGCGGCCGUGGCCGUGGCCGCGGAGGCCGCUACAAUGGCACUCCAGAGACCAGGACGUCGGAAACGCAGACACAGGUAGCAGCUGAGGGACAGAAGCCUGAAGUGUCAACAGAAGACUCUAAAGAAAUGACUCGGCCUGAGGGAGAGCAGCAUGAAGCUCAAACUGAAGUGGUGGGAGAUGGACAGCAGUCUGGGCAGGAAGGUCAAGCACCUGCUGCACCCCAGCCUCAGCAGGCAGUGGAAAAUACAACUGCUGAAAGCUCAGCAUAAGUCAUUACCCUGUCUCUUCCCUCAAGUCAUGCCACCAAAGCUAAGAAGCCCUGUUUGAAAGGUAGUUGUAAUCUUAGAACAGGACAGACUGGUGUUGAUAGAUUACAUCUACUUUAAAAUGGGUCAGUAAUGUAAGGGUGGGUCAGGUUCCUACUGCGUCAUGCCCCCACUUCCCCCUGUCCCUAAAAACUCAGCAGGGAUCUGACCCACUACCCGGGACCCCCAGUGGCAAACAAACCACCGAGACGGAAGAAAGGGACUUGAGUAAUGCAGAGUAGCAGCUGAUAACCAACCUGCUGCUGCUCCCGGUUACCAGAAAGUCGGCUCUAACCACAUAAUGAAAGAAUACACGCUUGUCCUCACUCCGGGUCCGGUAAUAAAGAGGUCACAGGUGCAGAACAGACACACCCACGGUUCAGGGUUGGAGUCAACGUAAAGAUGGCCCUUUCUUUGUCACGCAACACCACUGAUGACGCCAUGCAACCAGUACUAAGAAAUGUUUAGUCUGUGGGUGGGGAACGAAGCACAGUCAACUAACAUAAAAUUCCUGUAUGAUUACAAUGGGUGGUUUAAGAAUGAGAAAGAAAUAAAAAAAGUAACUUACAACAGAUUCCUCGUGAAGUAUUAUCUUUACUGUUCCAUGUCCAUGGUGCUGAGGUGUGUUUGUUGCUGGCUGGGUUCCACCAAAAAAAGUGUAAAAUCACAAGAAUCCUCAUGCACAUGUUUAAUCAUGAAAUCACCCCCUUGAGUAGGCCCUACAACCAGCCUGGGAUGCUGCCAGUUAUCCAGAUAAUCCCUGUUGUUAAAUUGCAUUCUAUGGUUUUAUUGGAAUUUUGUCUUGCUGGCAGACAUGAAUGUAGGAAUUUCUGUAUUGUCCAUGUCCUGAGGUAAAUGUUUUGGGGUGCAUCAAAUGGAUUUCCACAAGUGUAUUAAAAAGUCAAGUACCAGCUUGUCAGCUAGGUAUGGGCAAUAGCAGAUGGAAAUUGUUUUCUUGUUUUACUCAUUGACAUUGUCAUUGGCAGUUAUUUUUGAAAGACCCUAUUUUGACACUUUUUCUACAUAAAUUUUGUAGGAAAUUAUUGUGCCACAAAACAUGUGCAUUUGCAAUAAACCAAUAAAAUCCAUAAAAAUUUGAAA